ACUAAUAAGUACAUUGUGAAAGCUCGUAAAAAUGGUGCAAAUCGCAGGAAAAUACGUGCAAGAGAAGCAAGAGAACUUUGUGGCUUUUCUUUUGGCAGUUGGCAUACCGGAGGAAUAUGCUAAGCGUGCGGAAACGGCAAAAACCGAAACGACCAUCGCAAUAAACGGUAAAAACAUUGAAAUCUCCACAAAGUCGCCUAACUUCUCAAGAACUGCCACCUACAUUGACGGCGAAGAAGUUGACGACAGCACCGAACGCCACAAGAAUACAAAAAGUGUGGCCGUUUUGAAAGGAGACGUCUUGGAAAUCACAUCAAAAUACGCAGAUGGCAAAACUGGAUUGAGAAAAUACACAUUUACUGAUGCUGGUUACACUCUGGAAUUAUCCGAAACUGAUGCUCCCAACGCUGUUAUUUACAAUAAAAGAGUCUGAUUGAGUACAUAUCGUUUAUUGUACAUGCAAAUAAUAAUAAAACAAUAUAACUAAA
Messenger RNA from Aethina tumida (small hive beetle), 488 nucleotides. Its product is annotated as fatty acid-binding protein 1, liver. The transcript is spliced from 4 exons. NCBI's taxonomy places the organism in Eukaryota, Metazoa, Arthropoda, Insecta, Coleoptera, Nitidulidae. The coding region runs from base 32 to 433 and encodes 133 amino acids. The record is from RefSeq and is a predicted model, not a curated record.